Molecule: messenger RNA, 1203 nt
Organism: Caenorhabditis sp. 36 PRJEB53466
Lineage: Eukaryota; Metazoa; Nematoda; Chromadorea; Rhabditida; Rhabditidae
Source: the annotation of a GenBank genome assembly
AUGUCUGCUUCAAUCACGUUUGCCACUGGGGCGGCGGUGCUCUCCGGAGUGACCGUUCUCGCCUGCAUCUUCGUUUCGUUCCAAGUCCUCAAUGACGUCAACUCGUUGUACGAUGAUAUCAUGACUGAUAUGGACGCAUUCAAGGUAAGCAGAUAGAUGCGAAUAACAAUAACAAGCUAGUAUAAUCUCCAGGUGAAAUCCAAUGUCGCAUGGGAGGCUCUGAAUGAGGUCAUCGCGCCAAAGUCUGCUGAGAAUCCAUUCUUGUUCGCUCGUCAAAAGAGAGGAUACGCUCAGUACGGAGGAGGUGCCGUCGGAGGAGGAUACGGAGGAAAUGGGGGCGGAUACGGAAGUGGAGCCGGAGUUGGAGGUGGAUACGGAGGAGGACACGGAUUCGGCGGAGGAGUCGGAGGAGUCGGAGGAGGUUAUGGUGGCGGAGCUGCCGCUGGCGGAUGCCAGUGCUCUCCAAACUCAAACACGUGCCCACCAGGACCACGUGGACCACCAGGACAGGUCGGACUUGACGGACUUCCAGGAGCACCAGGACAGCCAGGAGCUGCAGGAGGAAGCGGAGCAUCUGCUCCUUCCGAAUCGGGACCAGGAGGAUGCAAGGUGUGCCCAGCCGGACCACCAGGACCACCAGGACCAGCUGGACAAGCUGGUAGACCAGGAAACGAUGGACAGCCAGGAGCCCCAUCUUUCGGAGGAGGUGUCGGCGCACCAGGAGCCCCAGGAGCACCAGGAGACAACGGAGAACCAGGACAGGCAGGAGCUCCAGGAGCCCCUGGAGCCCCAGGAAAGAAUGCUCAGGGAGGAUCCCCGAUCCCAGGACCACCAGGACCACCAGGACCACAAGGACCACCAGGAAACAACGGAGCUCCAGGAGGAGGAUACGGAGUCGGCCCACCAGGACCACCAGGACCAUCUGGACGUCCAGGAGCCCCAGGACAAGCUGGACCAGACGGACAGCCAGGAGCACCAGGAAACGAUGGACAGCCAGGAACCGACGCCGCUUACUGCCCAUGCCCAGGACGUGCCGGUGCCAGCCACCCACCAGCUGGAGCCGGAGGAUACGGAGCUGCCGCUGCCGCCAACCACGUUUCCGGAUAUUCCCGUCGCAAGGUCGCUCGUUCCCGUGCCGUUCUUGCCAAGAAGCGUGUGGCUGUCCACCGUCAGGUCCUUGCCAACCGUCAUGUUCAAGCCUAA